This is a messenger RNA of Rhipicephalus sanguineus (brown dog tick), 1824 nucleotides long. Its product is annotated as glycine receptor subunit alpha-2. Gene Ontology annotation, biological process: nervous system process; chloride transmembrane transport; signal transduction. The transcript has 8 exons. Gene Ontology annotation, molecular function: neurotransmitter receptor activity; transmembrane signaling receptor activity; chloride channel activity. Gene Ontology annotation, cellular component: membrane; neuron projection; synapse. The coding region runs from base 48 to 1256 and encodes 402 amino acids. The record is from RefSeq and is a predicted model, not a curated record. NCBI's taxonomy places the organism in Eukaryota, Metazoa, Arthropoda, Arachnida, Ixodida, Ixodidae.
CGCCGCAUUCGUGGGGCCAAUGGAACCGGCCAGAGGUUAGCAUCGCUAUGAGAUGCCUGCGUGCCGCCCUCCUCCAAUGUAUGCUCUGCCUCAGCGUGAAACAAACAAGGCAAGAACCUUUAGAUUUCGAAUCAAUUCUACCCGAGAAUCCUUCUGAGUACGACAGUCUUGAUCCGCCAAAAGAGAACGGAAAACCUACUGUAGUCAGCUUCCACGUCACAGUGCUCAGCUUAGAUUCCAUCGACGAAGGAUCCAUGACGUACGUGGCGGACAUCUUCAUGUCACAGACGUGGCGGGACCACCGGCUGCGACUGCCGCGCAACAUGACGGCCAAGUAUCGCCUCCUGCCGGUCAGCUGGCUGCAGCGAAUGUGGAGGCCCGACACGUUCUUCAAGAACGCCAAGGGCGUCACCUUCCAAGAGAUGACCAUCCCGAAUCACUACAUAUGGCUCUACGCGGACCGACGCAUACUCUAUAUGGUCAAGUUGACCCUGUUGCUGUCGUGCGCCAUGAAGUUCGAGACGUACCCUCACGACACCCAGAUAUGCACGAUGAAGAUUGAAAGCAUCUCGUACACAACGGACGACCUAGUGUUCGCAUGGGAGGACGAGGUGCCUCUCGUUGUCGACGAAUCCAUCGAGCUGCCCCAACAUAACUUGGUCUCGACGACAAUGGGAGACUGCACGCAACUAUACUCAACCGGCAACUUCACCUGCAUCCAGCUCGUGUUCACGCUCAAGCGUCGUCUGGGUUACUACAUGUUCCACACGUACAUUCCCACCUGCCUCAUCGUCAUCAUGUCCUGGAUCUCCUUCUGGAUCAAGCCCGAAGCCGUGCCGGCCAGGGUCACCCUGUGCGUCACCAGCCUGCUCACCCUGUCCACGCAGCACGCGCAGUCGCAGAAGUCCCUGCCCCCCGUGUCCUACAUCAAGGCCAUCGAUAUAUUCAUGUCCUCUUGCACGGUGUUCGUGUUCGCCUCGCUGAUGGAGUACGCGCUCGUCAACAUCCUGAUGGGCGAGACGGAGGGCGACGAAGGGGCUCGUCGCAGAAGCAUUCGGGGGGUCGUCAUUUCUCCACGAAUGCCGGAGAACAACGCGAUGCCCAACGGAACCAAACUUCCGAAGCCUCCCGAAACGAUUGCCGGAGAGUGCCGGCAGAGGGCGAUGCUCGUCGACAAGAUCAGUCGCAUUGUGUUUCCCACAUCGUUCGUCCUGCUGAACUGCAUCUAUUGGUCGCUCUACAUCGACUCCUCCUGAGGCCCACACCUGGGCGACACAGCCGCCGCUGUGUUCGCGCCCAUUACCAAUGGCAUUCAUCACUUGACUCCAAUCAACUACACGCAGGAAGAUUUCCGUGCCGUGGUUUCACGGUGAAUUAACGAGUAAAGAGAAGCACCAGAAUAUAGCUGGACUCAGAACGAGAUGUGUAUGCGCGUGCACAUUCGUUAGAAACUGUUUCCAGCGGUGACUUUAGAGAGGGUUUCGAUUUUCUCUCGUUGAUAUGUUCUUUAACUUGCGAACUGUACAUAGCGAUAUGUUACGCUACAUUGGCCUUACGCUGAUGUAGAUGUUUUAACUACACGCGUGCCUACUGGACUGGGAAACAUUGUUGACGGUGCUUGUGAAUGACUCGUUCGUUGAAUGUUUCUUUUUUUUUUCGGUGAGCAAGAAUACCCGUCUUUCUUCUGAAUCGCAGCGACGGGAAGAGGUUUUUGAACAGCCAGACUUCUGUCGCAUCUCUCUCUAUAGCUCUGUGUGCACUUGCCGACAUACCUCUGCUACUGACUCCUCACCAAUCCCGUGAUUGCAUCCACGUCAACGGUAC